Molecule: messenger RNA, 295 nt
Organism: Telopea speciosissima
Lineage: Eukaryota; Viridiplantae; Streptophyta; Magnoliopsida; Proteales; Proteaceae
Exons: 4
Coding region: 32-274 (80 amino acids)
Source: RefSeq, a predicted model, not a curated record
ACUCUGAUUUGCUCUGGUGAAGAGUCCGACCAUGGCAACAGCUAAGAUUGUGGGUGCUGUAGUGGGAUCGUUUGCAAUUGCUUACGUAGUGGAUCAUUUUAUUGCUGACAAGAAGCUGUUUGGAGGUACCACCCCCAAAACUGUUUCAAACAAAGAAUGGCGCGAAGAAACUGAUAAGAAGUUCCAGGCAUGGCCACGCACAGCAGGACCCCCAGUGGUGAUGAACCCUAUCAGUCGCCAGCAUUUUAUUGUGAAGAAUCGCACUGAAUCAUAAAGUUGGUGCAUUUUGAAACUC